Molecule: messenger RNA, 2288 nt
Organism: Nothobranchius furzeri (turquoise killifish)
Lineage: Eukaryota; Metazoa; Chordata; Actinopteri; Cyprinodontiformes; Nothobranchiidae
Product: fibrinogen-like protein 1
Source: RefSeq, a predicted model, not a curated record
GAGAGCAGGGAGAUUUGCAUGCGCAGAGACAGAGUUGAGCCCACAGAGGGCUGUAGCUCCUGCACACAAGCGCAGAGCAGGUUCUGUUUGUGCAGACUCAUUACUGUACGCUCAAGUUGGUGGCACUAAGUCACUCAAUGAACUGGCUGGCUCGUUAAUCACGUCACUUCAGGGGAGUUUUCCGACCAUUUAACUAUGGCGCGGCUUUUCAUUAUGGUUUGCGGCAUGUAAACAUGCUAGCGGAGUUAGCAUUAGCAUGUCGGUGCGGUAACAUUUUCCUCUCUCGUCUGAACUAUAACCUUGAAAUAUUAACGGAGUGCUGCUAUUGCUGUCUUACCCUAAUGUGAUGUUGAGUGACUUACAAGAGCGCUGAGCAGGGUUUGCUCAUCGAUAUAAAGGUUUUGCUGUAUAACCCCUGCCCCUGACUUGUCAACAAAGCUGCCGGGCUUAAGGGGAGGAAGUCCUUUCUUGAUACUUCCUGUGUGCGACGGUGUAGUUCUAUAUUCAUUAAUUAUUAUUUCUGUUUCAGACAAAAAAACAAAACUCAUGUACCAACUACACGUGUCGUGAUUGUGUUGAGCAUGUAGAUGUGAACAAAUAAAAAAAAGUUAACUGAAAAAAUAAAAUAAACCAAAAUGAUAGGGGGGCUUGUGAUUAUUUUAGGGGGGCUGAAGCCCCCCUAAAACGGACCUAACGACGGCAGCGCCAUCAGCUAUGCUUCUGUCAAAUAAUGCAGAAAAACCACCAUUAGACUGAUUAAUGACGUAUCACUCUGACCUCAAUGAGGAAACAAUCAACCUUAGAUUGGACAACAACCUAAACCCUGAAACAAUUGAGAAACAUGACUGCCUAUUGUUUUCCAUGUUGCCUUUUCAAACACCAGUGUUUUCCUGCGGCAAUACUCCUGACUUGAAUGAGUGAUCAACUGGCAUUUGAAGCCCUUGAUGUGCUCCCGAGCAGGCAAUACAAAUGGUUGAAUCAGGUGUGCUAAAGCAGAAACAUGGAAAGCAUGCAGGACAGGAUCCUGAGGACUGAGAUAACAACAGAAACACUAAAACCUGUCUGUUUCAGAUGACAGACAAACACAAAAGGAAUGAAUAUUAGAGUGAUAAAGUAUCAUUUUUAGCAUUGGAAUGCUGUUUUUGCUGUUUCUAGUGAGUAAACUCAUCACACUUUAUUAUACAACCCAUUUGAAGAAGGGAGGCUGGGAGGACACUGUGGAUGGCCUGUUGUUGAAUUGUUUCUCAGUCUGACCUGACAGGACUGACUUAUUUAUUCUGAGGUGUGCCGGUUUGGUCAGGGUUUAAAAGGUGCUGCUUCUGCUCAGGAGCUCAUUCUGGGAAACAAGGUUGAACCCACAAGCAGGUCAAAAUGAGGAUCCUUCUCACCUACUGUGGCCUUGUGUCGAUGCUUCUGCUGAACGUCUCAGUGGGAGCAGAUAUUCCUGAAGACUGCUCACAGAUUAGAAAACAGUCACAACGAGCACGCAGCGGUGUUUAUGACAUCCAGCCUGCUGGAGCCAGUGCUCCCUUUAAGGCGUACUGUGAGAUGCGAGUAGAUGGAGGCUGGACUGUGUUUCAGAUGCGCACUGGAGCAAGCUUGUCUUUUGACAAAGACUGGGCAGCAUAUAAAACUGGAUUUGGAAACCCAAUGAAGGACCACUGGCUCGGUCUGGAGAAGGUUUAUCUUCUGACUAAGGGCACAACCAAGAGGUGGACACUUAGAGUGGACCUGUGGGACUUUGAAGGUGGCAAUGCUUAUGCUGAGUACAAGAACUUUAAACUUGGAAAUGAGCAAUCAGCCUACAAACUGAAGGUUGGGGAAUACAGUGGAACCGCAGGUGAUGCCAUCCGUGGCGCCUAUCCAGGCAUUGACCAAAACGGUUAUGGCUUCAGUACCGUGGACCGGGACAAUGACGGCUGCUCACCGUGCAUCAUGUUUGGAGACAUUGCUAUAAUGGAUUGUGUCUCUAUAGACGGUGGUGGUUGGUGGUACAGCAAGUGUGGAUCUGCUAGUUUAAAUGGUGAAUGGCAUCCUAAUGGUCAAAACAUCGGAUGGGCUUCCGGCCUCCACUGGCUGACGUGGAGAGGUCCAGAUUCCUAUUCAGCCAAGUCCACCAGAAUGAUGAUCAAGUCUGAGUAAUGACUUAGUUUGAUAUUGAAUUGAGUUAUUUCUUUUUGUUUGUUUUUAAAGCCAAGUACAUCGUAGCACAGAAUCAGAGGUGUUUUGAGGCUAAAUUGUACUUUGUGAAGCACCAGCAAAAAUAAAACUUUUGGAAAUAUCCUCAA